Molecule: messenger RNA, 3726 nt
Organism: Doryrhamphus excisus (bluestripe pipefish)
Lineage: Eukaryota; Metazoa; Chordata; Actinopteri; Syngnathiformes; Syngnathidae
Source: RefSeq, a predicted model, not a curated record
AACGCAUGCAUGCAUACUGCAGUGUGUCAAUACUGGAAGAAGUUCGAUGUUCGGCAACAACCAAGGCUCAGGCCUACCAUGACUGGAAACUGCUGGAACUACUGUCCAAAGUUAAGUCAGCUCUAAAAUCUGAAAACAACAUUUAGUUAAUUAAUGUGUCCUGUCUUUCUGGUCCAACUGAAAAAAAUGGCCAAAUCUGUGAAGUACACAGUAUGUGGUGGGAAGCUGUGUGCUUUCCACCUAUAUGUCUCCAGCCUUAGGCCUCGCGCUGUCAGAUUGACUUUCCACAGCAGACAGCACAAGGUCAUCAGAUGAUGACCAGUGGCCGGGGGUGCCCCGCAGUGACUCGCUGUCCAUAUUCAUCCUCAAUACCGACCCAGUUAUCGAGAAGCCUCACCCCCAAGAUAUGCAGCCACAAAAGCUGUUGGCAGGAAACAGGAAGUUUCAGUUUGAGCACACGUGAAGAAGGUACAGCACCACCAUGGCGGCCUACAUGCGAUCUCUCGUGGCAUAUCUGAUGUUGUUUGGUGUAGGUUUCCGAAUGGACGCCGCUACCAUAUCUGGAAUCAUAAACAAUGCCUCUUCUGACAUAACCAGCGAUUAUCUAACCACUGCCGCUCCUGUAAUGACCCAGGCUUACCAAAAUGGAUCCAAAAUCGAGACCACUGCCGCUCCUGACACGAGCCAAGCUUACCAAACUGCCACUACCGUUGGAUCCCAAAUUGAGACCAGUGCAGCUCCUGGAAUGACCCAUACUUACCAAACUGGAUCCAAAACCGACACCACUGCCUCUCCUGAUACAAGCCAAGCAUGCCAAACUUCCACCACCGCUGGAUCCAAAAUCAAGACCACUUCCACUCCCAACAUGAGGCAAGCUUACCAAACUGCCACUAACGCUGGAUCCAAAAUCGAGAUGACUUCCACUUCCGGCACAACUCAUGUUUACCAAAGUGCCACAACCACUGGAUCCAAAAUCGAGACCACUUCCACUCCUGGAAUGACCCAUGUUUACCAAAGUGCCACAACCACUGGAUCCAAAAUCGAGACCACUGCCACUUUCAAAACCGAUCACAUUGUCACAUUCAAAAUCAGCAACACUUCCUCAUCUGAAACGACCACUGCUUCCCAAACUGACACAACUACUCGACCUCAAAUCAUCACCACUGCCGCUUCUGACACAACCUCUGCUUCCUUAGCGUUCACCACUAACACAUCGGUAAUUGACACUAGUGCCAUUUCCCAACCUGACCGCACUGUCACUUUAAAAAUCGGCACGCCCUCCUUGACUGAAACUACAUCUAUUCCCCAAACUGACACUACUGCUGGAUUAAAAAUCGGCACCACUCUUGCUUCUGACACUACUCCUGCCUCCCAAACAGUCACUGUUUCCAGAACCACCACCAUAUAUAGUACCACUAGCAGCGGCACAGGACUAGAGGAGGUGCACAAGCGUAAGGGCCUGAGCUCAGGAAGUAUUGCAGCCAUUCUAUGCACAUUUGGAAUCAUGGCCAUUCUGGUUUUGGGGGGUCUAUACUACAAGUAUCGAUUUGCAGACAACUACGCUAUGAUUGUCGAGAGACCAGCCAUCAACCUUUUGAACUUCAGUAACCCGAUGUAUGACGCUUAAGCCCACUAACUUAAGCCAAGUAACUUCCACGUCCAAAACCUCCCCAAGCCCAAAACUGCAAAAAGUUUUGGAAGUAGACUUUAAAUGUGUGUUUGGUAUUCUUGCAAGUCAUAUAUAUACGACAGAACAACAAAAAUAAUAUGUUUUGCUUUUGAAGGCAGCCUUUUUAUUUAUUACGUGUAGGCUUGUGUAAAAAAAAUAACAAAGGAGAAAAGUAGAGGUAGAAAAAUGUACACGGAAAGGACAAUAUGGGGAAACUAGGGAAAUGACUAAAUGACAUAUAAAGGAUGCAUUCACACGCAGGUAACAAUCAAUAGCCAAGGAAAACUAGUGUAAAUAAGUGAAGUUUAUGGAGAUAUAGUCAAUAAUUGGGGAUAUUUUAUUGCUGAACAUGUUUCCAAAAAGCAUACUGACUCAUAAGCAACACUUGUGACACUCAGGAAGUGUGAUAGGUGAAUGAAAGUGGGGAAGUGGUUUCUUUGUUGUGAGACAUACAUCGCGUGUGUGUGUGUAUAUCUGUGCGUGCGUACGUGUUUGUGAUAAUUAUAAGGAUGACUAUUUGUUCAUGUGGAUAACUGACUCAGCUCUUGGAUUAUUUUCAAUUCAGCAACAUUUUAAAUACAGCCAUUACGAAUCAUAGGUACUACUAAAAACAUGUACUUUACAGUCAUUCAAGUAUCAUACCUCACAGUGUGUAUUUUUAAAGGUGGUUUAAAGCUGAUUGCUUUGACAGGUUAUUUUUAUGUUGUUUCAGAAGGAACAGAUGUUUUAAUAUGGGUAUAAAAUGGGUAUAAUCCACUUCCGGGUGGUGUAAUUGUACUUUGUUUUGCACUUCCUGACUACCAAUAUUAACAGGAAAAUGUACCAAAUCCCCAUUGCUGAUUGGUUCAAACAUUAUCACUUCCUAUUAGUUUGAGAUUUGGUACAUCCCCCUUUCCGGGUGGUGUACUUGGGAUUUGCUGUGCUUUCUAACCACUAAACUAUUGAUCAAUGCUGGCUUGUAUGGGGUGCUUUGCAAGUUUGUUUUUUGUGUGUGAUUUGCUCAGUUUAAAUCAGUAUGCAGAUCAAAAAGAUCCGCUGUGGACAGAUAUAAUGAUGAUAACAAAAAUAGCUCAUAAGAGUUUAAGAGUUGAUAGGCUUGCACGGCGGAAAUUGGCAGGAAAUCUGAGUUUGAUUCCAAUCUCGGCCAUCUCUGUGUGGAGUUUGCGUGGGUUUUCUCCGGGUACUCUGGUUUCCUCCCACGUUCCAAAAACAUGCUAGGUUAAUUGGCGACUCCAAAUUGUCCAUAGGUAUGAAUGUGAGUGUGAAUGGUUGUUUGUCUAUAUGUACUUUUCUACUCAAAAUAAGAUGAAAAAUAAAUAAACAAAUCAAGAAUAAAGAAAAUCAAUCAAUCAGUAAUUAAUAAAUAAAUAUCACAAUAACAAUAAAACAGCAAAUAAUAAAAACUUAAGAAACCACAUAUAGUUGGUGGGUAGACAAAUUAUUUUUUUCAGAUUAAAAUGAACAAAGCAUUAUUAGAGCCCUGUAGACAUGACAAAACACGACUAUAGUCACAUGUAUACUCUUUUUAUUUACAACAUAUUGCGCAACUGCAGGGUCUUGAGACACAUGCUAACUCGCAAACUAGAGAGCUAGCGACCUAAACGGUAGCCUUCAAAUUAUUUCCUUUAAACUUAUAUAGUCAAAAACUUACCACUUCCACACGGAUAGGGAGGAUAACUAUUAACAGUUAUUUAACCUUUAACAUGAACAUUAAUCAAACGUAAUAAUUUUUUCUGGGUACAUGAUACCAUACAGCAUCCAUAUCAAACUUGCGCGGGCCGCACUAACAUCAAACUUUCAUAUCAAGGCGGGGGCCUCAAACUAGUGUCCUGCGGGCCACAUUUGGCCCGUGGGCCGCGUGUUUGAGACCCCUGCUAUAGACGAUAGAAAAUGAAUGAAUGAAUGAAUGAAUAACAACUUCUCUUGCUAAUAAUCAAAAUCACCAAAGUUAUUAUUACAUCAAUAGCCAUAGCAUUACACUGCAAAAAAUGUAACUCAUAUGAGUUGUUUUUUUUGUUGAUAUUCUUAUAUUUGUCCAAAGAAAGGUACCUUUACUU